Messenger RNA from Nothobranchius furzeri (turquoise killifish), 3062 nucleotides. RefSeq names its product extracellular calcium-sensing receptor-like. Lineage: Eukaryota; Metazoa; Chordata; Actinopteri; Cyprinodontiformes; Nothobranchiidae. The record is from RefSeq and is a predicted model, not a curated record. Gene Ontology annotation, cellular component: plasma membrane. Gene Ontology annotation, biological process: G protein-coupled receptor signaling pathway. Gene Ontology annotation, molecular function: G protein-coupled receptor activity.
UCAGGUCUGUAUUCAUUGGUGUGCAAUUAGUACUGGGUUUGUUUGAAGUGAUGGUGGAUUCUCUGGAUAGUCUGAAACGAGUGGUCGAGCCUUUAGAUGCUCUCACUGGUGAUGGUGUUCCCACAGAGGCUUCAUCUAUAACAUGCAAUCUGCAGGGUGCCCCGCGUUUACCUGUGUUCUCACUGGAUGGGGACCUUGUUUUAGGAGGUUCUCUUCUCCUUCACAACAAUGUGAAAACAAAGGUUUAUAACUACAGCACCAAGCCGGAGCCUCCAAGUUGCACAGGCAGCCUCAGUGCCCAGAACCUGCGUUAUUCUCGAGCAAUGAUCUUUGCUAUCGAGGAGAUCAACAACAGCACAGAGCUACUUCCAGGCAUCAAACUUGGAUAUCAGAUCCAUGAUACUUGUGCGUCAGUGCUUGUAGCAGCUCAUGCGGCCUUUCAGCUAAUAAAUGGGCAGGAUCCUGUGUUUCACAAAGGCAGCAACUGUUCUCGAUCUGGUUUGGUGAUGGGUGUUGUUGGAGACUCUUCAUCUUCAGCAUCCAUCAGUAUAUCACGCAUCAUCGGAUCCUUCAAUGUGCCUCUGGUCAGCUUCUUUGCCACAUGUUCCUGUCUGUCAGAUAAGCAGCAGUUCCCAACGUUUUUCAGAACAAUUCCCAGUGACCAGUUCCAGGCCGAUGCACUGGCCAAGCUGGUGAAACACUUUGGCUGGACUUGGAUAGGUGCUGUCCGCUCAGACUCAGAUUAUGGAAAUUAUGGGAUGGCGUCUUUUCUUGCAGCAGCUCAAAGAGAGGGAAUCUGUGUGGAAUAUUCUGUAUCCUUACUCCGAACCGACCCGCUCAGCAGGAUCCAGAGAGUAGCUGAUGUCAUUCGCAGGUCAACAGCAAUGGUUGUUGUGGCAUUCACAGCUUCUGGUGACUUGAUGGCUCUGUUAGAGGUGCUGGCCAGGGAUCCUCCACCGCCUCGUCAGUGGGUAGGAAGUGAGGGAUGGAUAACUGAGCCCUAUCUGAUGAGGUACAGUUUCUGUGCAGGAGCCAUCGGAGUUGCCAUUCAACGAUCUGUCAUCCCAGGUCUGAGAGACUUCCUGCUGGAUCUUUCUCCCACUGAAGUAGCUGCCUCCUCAGUGCUGACUGAGUUCUGGGAAGAUGCGUUCAACUGCACACUGCAAAAAAAUGCUGCUCCACAAAAUAGAGAAUGUGAUGGAAGUGAAGACUUAAAAAUGCUCAAAAGCCCGUACACCGAUACAUCUCAGUUAAGAAUAACCAACAUGGUGUACAAGGCUGUGUAUGCAAUGGCUCAUGCCAUUCACAAUGCAAUGUGCCAACCCAACAACUUUACCACAAAGUGUGAGAAAGACAUAAAGUUGGAGCUCAAACAGGUUUUACCUCAACUACAGAAAGUCAACUUCUCCAGAAAUGGUUAUCCUGUGUCAUUUGAUGCUAAUGGAGAUCCUGUAGCUUUUUAUGAGCUGGUCAACUGGCAGAAGAGUGAGAGUGGAGUUAUUGAGCUGGUAACAGUAGGGUACUAUGAUGCAUCACUGCCUAAAGGACAGGAGUUUCAUACCAACAGGAACAUAACCUGGAUGGAUGGUAGUACACAAGUCCCAGUAUCAGUGUGUUCUGAGAGUUGUCAUCCAGGAACUCGUAAAGUCCUGCAGAAAGGAAAACCCAUCUGCUGCUAUGAUUGUAUACCAUGUCCUGAAGGAGAGAUUAGUAACAAAACAGAUUCUCCAGACUGUUCCCCGUGUCCCAGUGAAUUGUGGCCUAAUGCACAAAGAGACGCUUGUUUCCCCAAACCUGUGGAGUUUCUUUCCUAUGACGAAGUCCUGGCAAUCAUCCUGGCUGCAUUCUCUGUUAGUGGGGCCUGUCUGGCCAUCAUAACAGCAGCUAUUUUCUUUCAUCACAGAACAACUCCAAUUGUCAGAGCCAACAACUCUGAGCUGAGCUUCCUGCUGCUCUUCUCUCUGACUCUGUGUUUCUUAUGUUCAUUAACUUUCAUCGGAGCUCCCUCUGAUUGGUCCUGCAUGCUGCGACACACAGCGUUUGGUAUCACCUUUGUUCUCUGUAUCUCCUGUGUUCUUGGCAAAACUGUAGUGGUUUUAAUGGCCUUUAAAGCUACACUUCCAGGUAGUAAUGUCAUGAAAUGGUUUGGGCCUCCACAGCAAAGAAUGACUGUUGUGUUUUUCACAUUUAUUCAAAUUAUAAUCUGUACUGUGUGGUUGUUACUCAGCCCUCCAUUCCCAAUGAACAAUCUGAGCACAUACAAGGAGAAGAUCAUCCUGGAAUGUGCAUUAGGUUCUGCUGUUGGGUUCUGGGCUGUGCUCGGGUACAUUGGCCUGCUGGCUGUUUUCUGCUUUGUGUUAGCUGUUCUAGCUCGGAAACUACCUGAUAAUUUUAAUGAAGCCAAGCUGAUAACCUUCAGCAUGCUGAUAUUCUGUGCAGUGUGGCUCACCUUCAUCCCAGCAUAUGUCAGCUCUCCUGGAAAAUUUACUGUAGCUGUGGAGAUAUUUGCUAUUCUGGCCUCCAGUUUUGGACUGAUUCUGUGUAUAUUUGCUCCAAAGUGUUUCAUCAUAAUAGUUCAGCCUGAGAAGAACUCUAAGAGAUAUCUUAUGGGGAGGAGUACUUCGAAGACCUCAUCAAUCCAACCAGCACCUCUUUUAGUGAGGAAGCAGGGUCUGGGGACUUUGCCUCCAUCUAAAAGGCUAGGUUAUCUAGGGUUAUCCCUGUAGUUAUGCUGCUAUAGGCUUACGCAACUGGAGGACAUACUGACCACUUUCCACUCUACUACUUUCUUCUACAAUCUGCUCUUUAACUGUAUUAUUUCUUGCUAUUUCAACUGUUAACUUUAUUUUUUCUCCAAGUGUUUUUCUUCCCAGAAGAAGCUACAGUGAUGUUCUGCUGAGCUGUGGUGGCCUCAUGGAGGGGGCCAUCAGAUUGAACACUGCUUCUAACCACUAAAACAUUCUCCCUCUACUGAUAAUAACAUUUUACUUUCUUUGACAUUGAAUGUGCUACUACUAGUUUACCCGUUUAAUUAUAGAUUCACUAGGAUAAAUACAGUAAAG